AAGAGGAUGGAAAUCAGGAUUUGUCGAAGGAUUAUGAAGGAAAUGCUUCGUUAGAUCAAAGCAAAAAUGAAACUGCUGGGUCCGAAAAUCACGACAGUACAGUAGAUAACGAUGAAACAAAUGCAAGUAACGUUGGUCGUUUCGUGCGAAAUGCAAUUUCUGAUGACGAAAGUCAAGAAAGUGAGGAAGAAACAGAAACUCCAAACCAAUCUCGUCGUUCUGAAGAAGAAAGUGACGAUGAGGAAAAGACUCCAAACCAAUCUCGUCGUUCUCAAGCUGAAAGUGACGAAGAAUCCGACGACGAAACGCCUUCCCUGAACGAAACAGACGAAAGUAUGAUCGGUCGUCGUGCUCGAAGCACCAAAAAACGCCGUCCCAUUAUCGAAUCGGAUGACAGCGAGGAGGAAUUGGAAUACGAACGUCGUGCCUUAUCGCCCAGCACUCGUCGAAGCAUCGGAAUUUUCGUUGGUCACAGCAGCGACGAAGAAGAAAUCGAGGAAGAGGAAGAGCCUGAAGACGAAAAUGCUCCCGCUGAAGAUGAAAACGACGUCACCGCAGACGUCAAAGAAAAUUCAAUGGAUCAAAAUUCCAUCGCAGAGUUCGAAAAUUCAAUUCAACAAAAAGUCUCGUCAACAAUGGCUCCCGGAAUGAUGCCCAUGAACAACGAAGUCACCUUAAUUGAGGAUUCGGACAACGAAAAUGACGACUCUGACGUUCAAAUAAUCAAAAAAUCGAAUGAAAUCUUGGAAAUUGGCAGCAGCGACGAAGAAAAUAGUCCAACAAAGCCAACGUUACAACCGAAAAUCGCCAAUUUACUCGUGAAAAAGCCACAAAGCACCCCAAAACUCGAAAGUAGCAAGAAAAAAAUUAGUCGCAGUAUGUACGAGCACGAAUGUCGCGAGCUUGACGCGAUGAAACGCAAAAAGGAUGUUUUGCUGAACGUUUUGAUGACACGACACUCGUUGCCUGAUAACGGAAAGAAGAUCGAACUCACGUUGCAGGACUUGGAAAAGAAUAUUACGAAGCAGGAGAAUAAAUUACAAGGCUUGGAGGUCGACGAGAACCAAAGUUUGAAGAAUUCCCUGCGAAAUGACUCCGUUGAGGUAGUUGAGGACAAUCAAAAUAGCAACGACGUCACUGGAGAGCUUUAUUCGAUCGUUGAAGUACGAGAACCGGGUCCCGUUUCCGUGUUAAAGCCUCAAAAUGGAAUAAAUUGGAACGAAAUCGAGAACGCGAACAAACUUGUGCAACCCAAACACUUUGGCAAACAAGGCAUGAAGACUUUUGAGAACCAAAAAGCUCUCACGGAGAAACGUUUGAACAAUAUUCACGGCUCAUUGACGUCCCAACCGACGGAAGAUGUCUUGCAUCCAACGCCAGCUGCCUUAAACAUCGAACUGAUGGACCAUCAGAAACACGGAUUGGCUUGGAUGCUUUGGCGCGAGAAAAAUAAACCACGUGGCGGGAUUUUGGCUGAUGACAUGGGUCUCGGCAAGACUCUCAGCAUGAUUUCCCUAAUUAUGGAAAAGUUGGAAGAUGAAGAGAACGAACAGCAAGACGACGACGAUGACUCGGAUCUCGACGAAAGUCAUGGUUGGGUGGGAAAAGGACGUCGCUCGAACUACAAUGGCGGAACUUUAGUCGUUUGUCCCGCUUCGUUGCUCCAACAAUGGGAAUCGGAGAUUUCUAAUCGUGUUCGUCGCAAUACCGUAAGUUUGUACAUUCAUCAUGGCUCGAACCGUGAACCAAAAGCGAAAUACCUCGCACGAGAAAAUAUCGUGGUGACAACUUAUUCCAUUGUCUCGUCGGAAUACAAGUCCGAAGCUGCCCUGUUUGGCGUCAAAUGGAAUCGCAUCAUUUUGGAUGAAGCGCAUACGAUUCGGAAUCACAAGACCGUUGCUUCGAUGGCUUGUAGUGCGUUGCGUGGCAAAUACCGAUGGGCUUUGACCGGAACUCCCAUUUGCAAUAAAGAGAUGGAUAUUUAUGCGUUGCUUAGAUUUUUGCGAGUUACGCCAUUUGAUGACUUGCCAACCUAUAAACGUUGGUUGGAAGACAAAAAAGGCGGAGGCGGACCACGAAUUCAUGCGUUGAUGAAAACGAUGCUCUUGAGACGAACAAAAGAGAUGUUGCGAGCGAAGGAUGAGCUGAAGUUGCCCGAUAAGAUGGUUCAUGAGGUCGAAGUUACGUUGAAUCAGAACGAGAAGAAUGUUUAUUCGAAAGUUUUGGCGUAUUCGCGGACUUUGUUCACGGAAUAUUUGGCUCAACGUGGCGGCGGAGGAAAUGCUGAUCCGUAUGCCCAAAGCUCGAAUGCUAAUAAGUUUAGUCAGUUGCAUGAUAAAUUCGCAGCAGUACAUGGAACUGUUCAAGUUCAUCAGAUUUUGACGUUGCUACUGCGUUUGCGGCAGAUUUGCGAUCAUCCGGGAUUGAUUAAAGCUAUGCUCUCCAGUAGCGAAGAACUCGACAUCUCAUCCGGGCACGACGAAACCCAUUCCAGCUUGCACGAAGUCGACCUUAUCAAGCAACUCGAGCAACUUGAAAUCAACGACGAUGCCGAUGACGAAGCUGCCGUUCGUUUUUCCAACAAAUUAAUGAGCACCGCAAACCCCAUUUUCAAUCUCGACAGACCAAGUUCGAAAAUUUCAUCCGUCAUGACCUAUUUCAAGGAACACGUACAAGACACGGGAGACAAGGCAAUAUUUGUGUCGCAAUGGACAAACGUUUUGAAACUCUUCGAACCGCGUCUUGUGGCAGCUGGCGUGAAAUUUGUCUCGUUAACGGGAGAAGUACCAGUUAAAUCUCGCGGUUCGAUAAUUGAGCAAUUUAAUCGGACUGGAAGCAAUGCGCCGCAAGUGAUGUUGCUCUCGUUAACUGCUGGAGGCGUCGGAUUGAAUCUUUCUGUGGCAAAUCAUCUUUUUAUGAUCGAUUGUCAUUGGAAUCCGCAGCUGGAGAAUCAGGCACAAGACAGAGUUUAUCGUGUGGGACAGAAGAAGGAGGUGCAUUUGUACAAAUUUAUCACAAAAGACUCCAUUGAGGAGCGAAUUAAGGGGUUGCAGCAAAAGAAAUUGGAUUUGGCGAAUACAGUUCUCACGGGAGCGAAGAAUAUUGGGUCGAAAUUGACUAUUCAAGAUCUGCGAUCGCUCUUUGAAGUCUAAAUUUGUAAAUAUUUUGAGGUUUUUGUUACGUGAUCGGUGUUGAUGUCGCAGAAUAUUAAUAAUAAGUCCUUGAAAGUUGAAAUAAAUUUUAAUUUUUAA
Molecule: messenger RNA, 3251 nt
Organism: Culicoides brevitarsis
Lineage: Eukaryota; Metazoa; Arthropoda; Insecta; Diptera; Ceratopogonidae
Gene: lds
Product: transcription termination factor 2
Exons: 3
Coding region: 336-3152 (938 amino acids)
Biological process (GO): DNA repair
Cellular component (GO): nucleus
Molecular function (GO): ATP binding; ATP-dependent chromatin remodeler activity
Source: RefSeq, a predicted model, not a curated record